Molecule: messenger RNA, 1760 nt
Organism: Phaedon cochleariae (mustard beetle)
Lineage: Eukaryota; Metazoa; Arthropoda; Insecta; Coleoptera; Chrysomelidae
Source: the annotation of a GenBank genome assembly
CAAUACACUUGCUAAUUUUACUUGUCGACAUAUUUCUCUGGUUUUUUGACUGGAGAAAGAAUUUUAUACUACUACCUAUGGAUAUUUUUCAUUUUUAUAUCAGUUAACUCGUAGUCAAUAAUGAAUGGUGGAAAUUCGGAAUGUUGUAACGGCCCUACAAACCGGAAAAAAAUGCCACAAGAUAUUCUCCUUCCAAGUCUGUCCCCUGGAUAUUACCAACAUGUAGGCAGAAAUCCGAACACAAACUCUUCGGUUCGAGCUUGGGAGUAUAGGCUGAAAAAAGAAGAUGACUACAAAUUACAAGAGGCCAUGGGUGUGAAUGCUUAUCUCAGAGAUGCUAUCAUGGUCCAGUACGACAAACAUACCGAGAAGAAGCAGCUUCAAAGACAGAUCCGGGACAGGGUACAACAAAAACUCCAAGCUUAUGAGGAUACCAUCGAAAAGAGAAGAGAAAAGUUGAAGGAGCUUCUCUGCAAUGAAGAGAGAAAAUUCUACUCCGAAGUUAUAGAAAUAGCACAAAAAGGCGACGAAAUGAAAAUGGAGGAAAUGAAGAAACGCGCACAAAUCCUUAAAGCACGGCGAGAAGAAGAUAGGUUGAAAAUCGUCCACCAGAAGAGAAUAGAUCAAUACAGAGAUCGAUGUCAAGAGCUGAGGCCAUCACUGAUGAAAAAGCACAUCAUCGAAACCAAGAACGCCCAGUUUCAACAAAUAAGAGAGAACGAGGCCCGACGGGAAGCUGAUAGAGAACUAGAUAGGAUGUGGAAUGAUUUGAAUGCCAAAGAAAUGAGAGCAAAGAUGGAGCGGGAAGAACAAGAUAUCAUUAAUCAGAAGAAUAGACAAUUGGAUCUUCUCAAUGUUUGGCAGAAGCAAAUCAAAGGGAAAGAACUACUCAAGGCUGAGAUUCAAAAAGUAGCACAAGAAGACAAAAUAGAAAUGGAUAAUUUGAGAGAUGAAUUGCGAAGAGAAGAAAUAGAAGCAUUAGAUGCAAAAAUAAGAAAAAGGAACGAAAGAGCGAAAGAACUCAUGGAACAAAUUGCCUCCCAAGAACAAUUAUUAGCGAAGAGGAAGCUGGAAGAAGAUACUCUCGAUCAAGCUUUCAACCAACUAGCAGAACUUGAGAUACAACGAGAAAAGCAAGCGAUUAAAGAUUUCACGACACAAGCGAAACGAGAGACAGCCAUGUAUAAGAAACAUCUGAAAGAACUUGAGGAAGAGAGGAAGAAAGAAGAAAAGGAAUUGGACAUGUUAUUGGAAACGUAUAGGAAGGAGAUUGAGGGAAAACAGGAUGAAGCAAAGUGCAAGAUAUUGGAAGCUAAGAAAAAACUGCAAAGGAACGUUAUGGAAGGAAGAGCAGAACAAUUAGCGCACAAACGCCAACAAGCUGAGAACCAGCUGAAGCUGAAACAAGCUGAAAACGAGUUACUGCGCAUGGCAUUCGACAAGAACGAACGAUUGCAAGCUGAAAGCGAUCGUCUAGAAGCUGAAGCUGUUAGACAGUACAGAGACGAUCUCAAACAGCAGAUUGAAUACAGCAAUUUGUUGAGGGAGAGAGAGAAGCAGGAGUUGAAGCGUCAAUUAGAAGAAGGAAGAAAGGAAGAAGAAAUGUACCAGAAAAUUGUUGAGGAAAUGGUUAAAGGAAAUGUUGAAAGUGAUGCGAAACAUCCAUUCAGAAAAGUAUUGGAGAAUUACGAUUGUCGAUGCACUUUCAAGUCACCAUUUUGAAUCUGAAUAAAAAGCAAAAUCAAUACUCAUAAUGUUCC